Molecule: messenger RNA, 2730 nt
Organism: Eimeria acervulina
Lineage: Eukaryota; Apicomplexa; Conoidasida; Eucoccidiorida; Eimeriidae
Product: sodium/hydrogen exchanger, putative
Exons: 11
Coding region: 1-2730 (909 amino acids)
Biological process (GO): proton transmembrane transport; regulation of pH; sodium ion transport
Cellular component (GO): membrane
Molecular function (GO): sodium:proton antiporter activity
Source: RefSeq, a predicted model, not a curated record
AUGGUGACCCUGCUGCUGCCGCUGCUGUCGCUGCUACUGCUUGAGGCAGCCAGUCCUCAUGUGAGGCCUGCAGCAGCAGCAGCAUCAGGUGCUGCAGCACUGUUUACGGUGAACGAGGCAGCAGCAACAAGAGCAGCAGCAGGAACAGCAGCAGGAGCAGCAGCGGCAGCAGGGCCCAGUUCAGCAGACAUACAAACUACAGCUGCAGCAGAUGCACAACCAACUCGCACUGCAGCAAAUGCCGCUACAGCAACAGCAAAUGAGAACGCGUCCGACCCGGUGAGGGCAGCAGCACCUGCAGCAGCUGCUGCUGCAGCUGCUGCAGCAGCACCGUCUGCAACAAACCGCGAGUCAGCAUCCGGUGAUGCUGCUGCUGGUGCUGCUGAACUGCUAGGCUCACCCAUCCCCACGACCAAAUACAGCCCAGCCGCGGCAGCAGCAACUGCCGCUGCUGCGGCUGCUGCUGCAGGAAACGCUGUGGGGGCAACAGGUGCCGCAGCCAGUGGUAGUUGGGACCCGUAUAUUGAGCAGCAGCAGCAGCCUCAGCCGCUGCUGCUGCCUAUUUUGAGGCGCUUAGAGGAGACGCAGGAGCCAGACAACAGCAGCACCACCAAUAGCAAUGCGAGCAGCAGCAGCAGCAGCAGCAGCAACAGCGGCGGCGGAAGUGGUAGCAACAAAGCCAGCAGCGUGAACAGCACCGUAAGCAGCAGCAGCAGCACUAGCACCGUUGCUAACAGGAGCAGUGCAGAAGAGAAGGGAAGCAGCACCAGCGAAGGGACCAGCAGUGCAGGCAGCAGCAACAGCAACAGCAACAGUGGCAGCAGCAGCAGCAGCAGCAGCGGCACGUGGGUGGGUGAGGCUGCGGACGACCUUAGCAGCAGCGAAAAGGAGGUGGUGAUGUCAGUGGGGUUGCUGCUGCUGCUGGUAAUCGUUGCUGCUUGCCUCUUUAUUUCUCUUGCUGCUCGACGGCUGCAGCAGCUGGUGCUGCAGGUGCCUCUGGUGGCGACUUUGCUUGGCCUGCUGCUGGGUGCGCUGCUGCAGCAGCACCAUCAGCUGCAGCAGCAACGAAGCAGCAGCAGCAGCCUCCGCAGCAUUUUGGCCUUGAAAGAAGAAGUUUUCUUCGUGCUUCUGCUUCCGCCAAUUGUCUUUCAGGGGGGUUUGGAGCUGGCGCAGCAUCCUUUUGGCUUCGUCUUCGCCGAAAAUUUCGGCAGCGUUUUGUGGUUGGCUGUGGGGGCCACCAUCUUUAGUUGUUUGUUUAUAGGCGCCCAUAUGCUAGGGGCAGGUGCUGCUGCUGCUUCUGAUUCUGCUGCUGCUGUCGCUGAUGCUGAUAAUGGCCUGCUGCUUCCAGGUAUUUCUCUUACUCCUCGCCGUGCCUUUGCUGUCGGCGCACUGAUUUCUUCUACGGACCCGGUGGCUGUGCUGAGUGCCUUUAGAGAUUUGCGCGCGAAGCUGUUGAUACACGUGCUGGUAUUUGGGGAGAGUCUCCUGAACGACGCAGUGACGCUUGUCUUGUAUAGGGCAAUUGCCGAUGAGGAGACACAAAGAGGAUUUGCUGCUGCUGUUGCUUCCUUCUUCUUCACCUUCUUAUUCUCCACAGCCCUCGGGCUCCUCACAGGAGCUGUUGCUGCCCUUGUGUACAAACACAUCGACUGGGACGAGGAGAGCGUUGCGCUGGAGGUUGCGCUGUUGCUGCUCUUUCCCUGGCUGUCUUAUCUCAUUGCAGACGGUUGUGGGGGGAGCGGGAUCGUCUCCAUUUGUUUCUGCGGCAUUUGUAUGGGGAAGUAUGCAUUUGCAAAUCUGUCGGAGACAGCUCAAGUAGCAUCGCGAGCUGUCUUUGGGGCGUUCGCUCUUUUAACUGAGUGUCUUGCAUUCGUUUUCUUGGGGCUGGCCCCCUUCUCCUUUGAUUUGCUGCCGCUCGAAGAAGCUGGCCUCUUUCUUGCUGGAGGCCUCGCUGCUGUUGUUGCGGCGCGGGCCCUUAGUGUAUACUUGACUUGCUUCCUCAUGAACUUCUUUAGAGGCCGCAAGCGCCUAUCAAUGAAAGAGCAGCAUGCCAUUGCGCUGUGCGGGCUGCGAGGGACAGUCGCCUUUGCACUGGCGGAGAGGGCUCACCACGACUUUGGGGGUCGAGAGGGGAAGGCGAUCCUGACGUUCACAUUGGUUGUGGCUUUGGUGUCUGUGCUGCUUAUAACGCCGGCGCUGUUGUUUGCGCUGAAACCUCUAGGAAUAUUUUCGGAUGAGCCUGAAAGGGCGAACGAGGAUGGUGCAGCGGGAGAACUCCCGCUGCACAGCAGCAGCAGCAGCAACAACAGCAGCAACCUGAGCGCCAGCGGGACCUCUGCUCAGAGGACGCAGCAGCAGGAGAAUGAGGCGUCUAGUGGAGCUUGGUGCAGAAACAACUGCUGCGCGCUGCUGCGCCGGGCUCUGCGUUUGCUUGACGCUAAGUAUCUGAAGCCCUUCUUCGCUAGCCCGCGCCGGCCUCGCAGGCAGACAAGAGACCAGAUUGAGGUAGUAGAGCUGCAGCGAUUCGCAUCAGAAGGCAAACAGCAGCAAGAGCAGCAGCAGCAACAGGAGCAGCAGCUGCGGCGACGUGGCGAUGAGGUGUAUGUCAACCUACCACAAAAUACAGAAUGCGCAGACGCUGAUUUGGUUCCUGCAGCAGACCUCGUAGUAAGCGGCGCUCUGCUGCAGCAGCCGCCAGGCCUUCUGGGCCACCGAGAUCAAAUGCAGUGA